GUUUCCCCCAUCUGUAAAGUGGGGGUUAUGAUGCUGGCUGAAGUGCCCUAAAGGAGGAUGAGACAGUGCUUCGAACGUGCAAAGGGCCGAUUAUUAGUCGUCUUAUUGGGCUGCGGUGUUGCCCUGCUGUCCAGCCCAAUUGCAAUUGCAUUCUGCCUCCUUAAAUUCCUCCUGCAGUUUCACUUGGGUACAGCCUUCUCCUUCCCUUCCUGCCCUAAAACUGGGGGGCAGCGUGACUGUUGAGCAGCUGCUGCGUUCCACCCCAGAAGCUGCUGCAUUUCAGAAUGUCUGGGUGAAGCGAGGCUCAGAUGCUUCAUUUGGGUGCAUUCGCAAAGCCCUCUGAGCUGAAAAGCACCGUAGACGUCUCAGGUAUUUUUAGCAGCGGCGGUGGGUGACAUCCGAGUGGGUACACAGAUCUGAUAAGUAACGUUGAGGCGGCAGGCAGGGCGUGGAGGGAGAUGGGACCUUCCCAUGGCACACGCCUGGUCAGGUUCAUUCACACAUGCCUUGUGGCAGUUUGUGUGACAAACACAGGCUAUGAGACAAUCCUGGCCCUGAAGGGCUGAUAGAUCAGAAUGGCAAGGGACUGUAGGGCCAGAUUUUCAGAGCACCCACUUGGCAAAUCUGAUUUGUGCCUGGUCCUAGAACCAAAGCCCUUGGUCUAAUCUCGACUCGUCAGGUUGAGCCUCAUUUUGGUGGGUCUUUAUAUAAAAAAACACCUAAGGGACCUUGCCAUUCCCCUGCUGCCCUUAAACCCUUUGCAGGUCCUCCCUCAUCUUUGCACAGUCCCAACCCAACACCUGUUUCCUGAUUCCAGCACCCCCUCCCUCCACCUGUACGGAGCCAGGCACUCCAGACUUUGUGGCCUGUGGUCCAUUCACAGAUUAUCAGCCCGGGAGGUAUGUGGCAGCUGAGCGCAGCAGGUCACCCCCAAGGUAGGAGGGUAAAGAAGGGGAUCUGCCCUCAUGAGCUGCCUGCAUAGGGACUGAGUCACUGCUGGCCACGUGUAGGAAACACUGAGGAAGCAGAAUGAGGCGGGGUAGUGGGGGAGGAUGGAGGUUGCACUCUGAACCCCGGCUGCCUGGCAGCUCCCAGCUCAUUAGCUGUCAGAGGAAAGUUGCAUUUGUCAUUGGAAGAAAGGCAAAAGAACUCGUAGUGGUUUUUCUCCACCCAGAGUAAGAGUGACUCUGGGCCCUUCUCCAGCAUUUUCUACUCAAGAAUCUUAAAGUGCUUCAUGGGCAUUGGGGAGUCAAGACUGAAAAUCCCGUCUGAGGUGGGGGGGCUCCGAGCUGGAGAUGAAGGUGGUGGCCUGACACUAAGGGCCAUUCCAUUCACGAGAGGGACCCCCGGCAAUGGGCAGCCACGAGAAGGAGCUGGCCUCCCCCCGGAGGGCGCCGGCGCCGUCCAGGUCCAACAGCACCGUGUCUUCCAAGCACAGCAGCGCUCACCAGGGCUCUGAGUGCUGGGAGGUGGUGGACGAGCCCCAGGGCAGGAUCGGGCUCAGCCAGGAGCUGGAGCGGCACGAGGGAUACCUGCUGAAGAAGAGGAAGUGGCCCCUGAAGGGCUGGCAUAAGAGAUACUUCGUGCUGGAGGAGGGGAUCCUGAAAUAUGCCACCACGCGCCAGGAUGUCCUCAAGGGCAAGCUGCAUGGCUCUGUCGACGUCCGUCUGGCCGUCAUGUCCAUCAACAGGAAAGCUCAGCGCGUGGACCUGGACACGGAGGAGAACAUCUACCACCUCAAGAUCAAAUCCCAAGAGCUCUUUACUAGCUGGGUGACCAAGCUGUGCUCCCACCGCCUGACGGAGAAGCCCCAGUGCCCGGCUCCCACAGGGGGCCCAGCCAGGCGAGUCCUGCCCUCCGCCGAGGGCUAUGGCUCCCGGAACUGCGUCCUGCCGUCGGAUGGCACCCCAGCCCUGUCCACGGUGACCAGCCCCCGGGACAAGGUGAACGCCUGGCUGAAGGACAGCGAGGGGCUGGAUAGGUGCUCAGCAGAGCUCUCUGAGUGCCAGGGGAAGCUGCAGGAGCUGAACAAGAUGCUCCAGAGCCUGGAGACCUUGCACCGCAUCCCGUCCACACCCCUCAUCUCCAACAGCCAGACCUCAGCAGCUGUAGAGAGACCCAGAAAGGGGAAGCGAACCACCAGGAUCUGGUGCACUCAGAGCUUUGCCAAAGACGACACCAUUGGCAGGGUGGGCCGUCUGCACGGCUCUGUCCCCAACCUCUCACGCUACCUGGAGUCGAGCCAGAGCCAGCCGGCCUUCAGCCUCCCCCCAGAGUACAGCCAGCUGCAGAGGAGCUUCUGGAUCCUGGCCCAGAAAGUGCACGAGUCCCUCAGCAGCGUGGUGGCCGUGCUGACCGCGGAGAGGAAUUGCCUCCAGGAGACGCGGCGGGCGCUGGAUUUACAACACUGGGCAGGCGGUGCCAGGAACGCAGCCGCGGCUGGGGCUCCCUCACACAACCCGGACCACGCGGAGUAUCUGCGGCGUUUCCACUCCCUCUCCAUCUCCUCUGAUGCCACGCUCGACUCGUUCACCUCGCUGCACCCGGACGAGCCUAACACCCACCUGGCCAAGGGACAGGAGAAGCAGCUGUCCAACCGCAGCAUCAUCUCGCUCUCAGACUCUCACACCGAGUUCUUCGACGCCUGCGAGGUCUUCCUGUCCGCCAGCUCCUCCGAGAACGAGGGCUCUGACGACGAGAGUCCUGGCAUGAGCGAGGCCACCAACAGCCUCUCCGACGAGGCCGGGGGACAGGGCUUCCAGAGAGCAGGCCGAGGCGCGGCGGACAGGGGGUCUGCGCCGUGCACGUCCGAGCCGGGAGCGGGGGCGCUACCAGCUCCCCUGCCCCUGCCCGUGCUGCUGCCCAUGAGGCUCCCGCGCCGGAGCUGCCUGCCAGCCCCCAGCAUCCCCGCCGGUGACGUCAGCCUGUGGAACAUCCUGCGUAACAACGUGGGCAAGGACCUGUCCAAGGUGUCCAUGCCGGUGCAGCUCAACGAGCCGCUCAACAUGCUGCAGCGGCUCUGCGAGGAGCUGGAGUACAGCAUCCUGCUGGACGCCGCCAGCCGCUGCGCCGACCCCUGCGAGCGCCUGGUCUGCGUCGCUGCCUUUGCUGUCUCUGCCUACGCCUCCACCUAUUACCGUGCAGGCAGCAAACCCUUUAACCCCGUCCUGGGCGAGACAUAUGAGUGCGUUCGGCCAGACAAAGGCUUCCGCUUCAUCAGCGAGCAGGUUUGCCACCACCCGCCCGUCUCCGCCUGCCACGCAGAGUCAGACAACUUCAUCUUCUGGCAAGACAUGAAGUGGAAAAAUAAAUUCUGGGGCAAGUCCCUGGAGAUCGUCCCCGUGGGGACCGUGAACGUCAAACUGCCCAGGUUCGGGGACCACUUCGAGUGGAACAAGGUGACAUCCUGUAUCCACAACAUCCUGAGCGGGCAGCGCUGGAUCGAGCACUACGGCGAAGUCCUGAUCCGCAACGUCAGGGACAGCAGCUACCACUGCAAGAUCACCUUCUGCAAGGCCCGUUACUGGAGCUCCAGCGUGAAUGAGGUGCAGGGGGCCGUGCUGAGCCGCGGGGGGCAGGUGAUCCACCGGCUCUUCGGCAAGUGGCACGAGGGGCUAUACCGCGGCGCGCCCCCGGCCGGGCAGUGCCUCUGGAAACCCAACCCCAUGCCCCGAGAGCUCGAGAAGAACUAUGGCUUCACGCAGUUCGCCCUGGAGCUGAAUGAGCUGACGCCGGAGCUCAAGCAUUUCCUGCCGUCCACGGACACGCGGCUGCGCCCUGACCAGCGGUAUCUGGAGGAAGGCAACGUGCAGGCGGCAGAGUCCCAGAAGCGCCGGAUCGAGCAGCUGCAGAGAGAUCGGCGCAGGGUCAUGGAGGAUAACAACAUCUUCCACCAGGCGCGUUUCUUCAGGCAGCAGACGGACCCUGGCGGCACGGAGUCCUGGGUCAGCAAUGACACCUACUGGAAGCUGCGGGCAGAGCCCGGCUACGCCAACCUCGACAGCCCCGUGCUGUGGUAGCAGCGGGCAUCCCGGGGGCCGCCCUGCCUUCCAGGCACGUAGGGACUAGUGGGCAGGGUCUGGGGGCACCACAGCGCUGGACAUAUGCAAGGAGGGCAGGGCACUGGGUCCCAGCCACCCCCUCCGGGGUCUGCUGGGACGUUAGGCCAGGUGCCUCUGCAGUGCCCCCCAGCGGACAGGGUGUGAAAGGUGUCCUGGCCCUUCCCGGGUCCACCCUGCUCCCAUCCCAUCCCCAUUGCUGCUGUCUGCUGGCCGGACAGCUUGCCACCGCUGGCACCUUGGAGACUGCUGGGGUUGCCAUCCCCAUGCACGUAUUUCUGCCUUCCCCCCACGGGGGGCACCAUGAUCUGGCGGGUGGGUGGGAGGAAGCUUUUAUUUUUCAAAUUCUUUGUAUUAAUUUAAACAAAACUUUGCAGACAGGGGCCUGAAUCCGGGCGGGUGAACUGCAGCAGAUGGGACUGUGUGCAUAGCAGGGGCCCAGAUCUUCCUGCACGGAAAAGCCAUUCCUCAGCAUAGCCCUGGCCUUGGAGCCGGGAGCAGCCAGGCGAUGACCUGAGUAGCUAUGUUACCUAAUGGUUGGACCCAGGACUCCUGGGUUCCAUUCCCAGCUCCAGGACGGGAGUGGAGUCCAGGGGUUAGAGCUGAGGAGAUUUGGGAUGGUUUGGUUCCAGGCUCAUCCAGGGCUGUACGGAUGGGUGAGGAGUGGGGCAGGACAUAGGCGUUAAUGACGGUCCGUAGAGACCUCGUUCACCCAUCUGUUGCAGGGAUGGCGUGUUCGGUGCUGGUGAGCUGGGAGUUGUUCCCCUUGGGCCCCUGAAUCUGCUCAGGGCCUUUGGCAGCCCUUUUCUCCCAUUUUUGGGAGGCCGCGGGGGGCAGGUUCAGAAAGCACCCCUGGGGCUCUGAUGCUUUGGGGGGUGUUCUGGGCAGUAGCUGCUGGAGUGCUCCUGUUACUUACCCGCAGGGGGCACUGUGGAGCUUGGAGGAAGGCGGCCAGCAUGGGGGGCAGGGAUCCCCCGUGUGGCUUCGGGUCAGCCUGCUGGUGGGCAGACCCCGCGCUCUCCCUCCAGGCCCCGUCGGGCUGGGUUUGGCCAUUUCUUUGAUCAAACAUUCUACACCUCUAAUAAAGGAUCCGGAAGAGCCUGA
Molecule: messenger RNA, 5162 nt
Organism: Chelonoidis abingdonii (Abingdon island giant tortoise)
Lineage: Eukaryota; Metazoa; Chordata; Testudines; Testudinidae
Source: RefSeq, a predicted model, not a curated record